Molecule: messenger RNA, 1170 nt
Organism: Schistosoma turkestanicum
Lineage: Eukaryota; Metazoa; Platyhelminthes; Trematoda; Strigeidida; Schistosomatidae
Source: the annotation of a GenBank genome assembly
CUUAUUGAUUCAAGAGUUUGUUUGAUGCAGUUUACAGAGAGAAGGAAAAACCUCAACAGAUAAUGAUGUAUAAUUCGAAAUUUCACUUUUCUAUCAUAAUAAGCUGAUCCAGUCUUGUUUACAAUCAAAUUGAAAUUUCAAUUUUGUUUAAGCGCAGAAAUAUUCUAAUGUUUAGGAAUCUAAGUUAUUGGCUUGCUGAACAACUUCUACCACCUGAACCUGAUCCAAGACUUUCAAAUUAUCCAUUAAUGUCAACAUGGACACCAACUGCACUUAUUUCGUUAGUUUACACAUUAGGUGUGUAUAUUUGGCGUAUGGAAUUAAUUCGACGAUUUAAUUUACAAGGAAUGAAAUUAAAAUCAAGCGGAACACAAUUCAUAACAUAUUCUAUGGUGUUUUAUAACUUUAGUAUGGUACUAUUCUCCACGUAUUUAUCAAUAUCUAGUUUAAUUUUAAUACGUCAACUUGGUUAUGGUUUCGGUUGUAUUGAAUUACCAAAUCCAAAUGAUAAACGUACUGAUGGUUUAGUAUACUAUGGUUAUUUAUAUUUUAUUUCAAAAUUUAUUGAAAUGAUGGACACGGUGUUUUUCUUAUAUCGUGGUAAAGUUGAUCAAGUCACAUUUUUACAUGUAUUUCAUCAUGCAUCAAUGCCACCAUCAGUAUGGUGGGGUUUAAAAUAUGCACCUGGUGGUCUACUAUAUAUGUUCCCAUUAGUUAAUAGUUUUGUUCAUAUUAUUAUGUAUACUUAUUAUGGAUUGGCAGCAGCUGGUGUUUAUCGUUUAUUAUGGUGGAAAAAUUAUGUUACUCUUAUUCAAAUGUUACAAUUCUUAUGGUUUAUUAUACAUCAAGGACAAUUUCUUAUAUUUCCAAGUAAAUGUAAUUUUCCUAAAAUAUUUCCAGCAGUUGUAUGCAUCUAUGCUUUGUUAUUUUUUAUAUUAUUUUUAAAUUUCUAUAUGAAAGCUUAUUGGAAGAAAGAACGUUUAGCUAAAGCAUUGAAAAUUGAACAAAAUACUAUAUAUUCGGUCAAUAAUUUAAACAAACUACACAAAAUACAAUGAAUUUAAACAGUGAAAUAAAUGAAUGUAAUGGCUUUAUUUGUUUUCAGAAAAAAUUCUUAAAAAUUCUGUGAUUUAGCUUUUUAGUUAUCACUGAAAUUCUUUUUAUUUUGUA